AUGAGUAAUUUAGCUGUUUUAAAAAUUUUUAUUGUUUCUUUUUCAGACUGGCCUGUAUAUGUUGAACUUACCAAUGGCACACUGUAUGGUUGUGAUUUUGUUGUGAGUGCUACAGGAGUUGAACCAAAUACACAACCAUUCCAUGCUAAUGAUUUUGAACUUGCAGAGGAUGGAGGAAUGAAAGUGAACGAAAAAAUGCAGACAUCCAAAGCAGACGUAUAUGCAGCAGGAGAUGUGUGCACAGCAUGCUGGGAGCAUGCUUCUCAUUGGGUACAGAUGCGUCUAUGGUCACAAGCUCGUCAGAUGUCAGCCUAUGCUGCUAAAUGUAUGGUAGCCCACACUCAGAAUGAAGAUAUACCCAUGGACUUCUGUUUCGAAAUAUUUGCUCAUGUCACCAGAUUUUUUAAUUACAAGGUAAUUUUGCUGGGACGGUUCAAUGCACAAGGUCUAGGAUCUGAUCAUGAAUUGUUACUAAGGGUUACCAAAGGACAAGAGUAUGUAAAGGCAGUAUUAAAAGAUGGUCAAAUGCAAGGUGCUAUUUUAAUUGGAGAAACAGACUUGGAAGAAACAUUUGAAAAUUUAAUACUUAACCAGACUGACCUUACACCGUUUAAAGAUCAUCUGCUAGAUCCUAAUAUAGACAUAGAGGAUUUCUUUGACUGACA
Mercenaria mercenaria is the source of this 665-nucleotide messenger RNA. RefSeq names its product pyridine nucleotide-disulfide oxidoreductase domain-containing protein 1-like. The record is from RefSeq and is a predicted model, not a curated record. The transcript has 5 exons. The coding region runs from base 1 to 663 and encodes 220 amino acids. Gene Ontology annotation, molecular function: oxidoreductase activity; flavin adenine dinucleotide binding. NCBI's taxonomy places the organism in Eukaryota, Metazoa, Mollusca, Bivalvia, Venerida, Veneridae.